Molecule: messenger RNA, 603 nt
Organism: Silurus meridionalis
Lineage: Eukaryota; Metazoa; Chordata; Actinopteri; Siluriformes; Siluridae
Gene: pvalb9
Product: parvalbumin 9
Exons: 5
Coding region: 62-397 (111 amino acids)
Cellular component (GO): nucleus; cytoplasm
Molecular function (GO): calcium ion binding
Source: RefSeq, a predicted model, not a curated record
UCAGGGGGAAACACACAACCAGAAGAGCUGCGCUUUAAACCACCAGGGGACUGCACAUCGGAUGAAUAUGUCUCUCACUGAUAUACUCUCUGCUGAAGCCAUUGAAAAUGCCAUUAAGGAGUGUGAAGCCCCAGAUUCCUUCAGUUACAAGAAAUUUUUCCAGCUCAUUGGUCUGACAAAGAAAAGCCCAGAGGAAGUCAGGGAAGUGUUCCACCUCUUAGAUGACAACAACAGUGGGUUUAUUGAGGAAUCAGAACUCAAGUACUUCUUGCAGAGGUUUGUCCCAGGGGCACGGACUCUGACAGAGAAUGAAACUAAAAACUUCAUGUCAGGUUCCGAUGGUAACAGCGAUGGCAAAAUCGGAGUAGAUGAAUUCCAGAGCAUGGUCUUGUCUUAAAAGACUGGAUGAUUCCUCAGUCCUCUACCAGCAGCCAUGUGUGCUGUAAUUUUAUCUGUCCCACUGCUUUUUACAUUUCAAAAGAUUUUUUAGAGACCAACAUGCACUUUUUAUUUCUCUUGUGAAUGUAUGAUUGAUGGUUAAACAUCUGUCAAUGUCCUAAUGCUCGCCCCACUUGACCAAGGACAAAACUGUUUAGGGAAACA